Messenger RNA from Centropristis striata (black sea bass), 955 nucleotides. It is a transcript of the gene nmu, whose product is annotated as neuromedin U. The record is from RefSeq and is a predicted model, not a curated record. Bases 299 to 727 code for a protein of 142 amino acids. Gene Ontology annotation, biological process: regulation of smooth muscle contraction. NCBI's taxonomy places the organism in Eukaryota, Metazoa, Chordata, Actinopteri, Perciformes, Serranidae. Gene Ontology annotation, molecular function: neuromedin U receptor binding. The transcript is spliced from 9 exons.
UUUGUACUCCUGAAGCGCUCAGAGCUUCCUGAAGCUCCAGGCUCAGAUCUGUUGAUCAGAUCUAAUAACUUUUUUUACGCGCGCGGAGCUAGCUGUAAUGACGCAGCCAAGUGUCAGCGCGCGAGGGGUGUGUGUGACACGAGCCUUCAUAUUUCUCUGACGUGAGACAGAAACUCUCAGAAGAUAAGAAGUCAAGCGGACACAAACUAAAAAAAAACAACUAAAAAAACAGACAAAAAAGGCCAGAGAGAGAGAGAGAGAGUGAUAAAGAGAGAGUGAGAGAGAGACUGAGGGGGAGAUGAGGACCUUCCAGAGCCAAAGCCAGGCUGCGCAGCGCGGAGCCUCCAGCAGCCUGCACAGCCUCCACCACAGCUGCAAAGUGAGCCCCCUCAGCACGGCCAGCGUCACCCUCACAGCCCUGCUCAUCCUCACCAUCCCAGUCUGCAAAAGUGCUCCAGCAGAACUUCAACAAGCCACAACAGACCAGAGGCAGCUCCUCAGCCAGAUAGACGCUGUUUGCUCAUCCUACCUCUCUGCAGACCUGAAGAUUUGGGCGUCUGAUGUCUUAGGAGAACUCUGUGUGUUGAUGCUGGUUCAGAAGUCAAAGGAGCUGAAAGUUCGAGCAAACAGUAAAAGGGCUGAGCUCCAGGGACCUGGGGGAAUCCAGAGCAGAGGUUACUUCCUCUAUCGGCCACGAAAUGGAAGACGCUCCUUAGAAUAUGAAUAAAUUAAAGAGUCUUCACCUCUGAAGCUGAGUGUACAGAAACAACACAGACCCUGAGACCCGAGCCGCUGCACCACGACUGAGUGAUCCAGACUUCAGCCCUCUGCCACUGCUGUAUAGUGAUGUCUGAAUGUACACAAAUAAUAUGAUUAAAAUACUAUUCAUUUGUCCACAUUUUAUUUUGUGUUAAAUGUGUGUCAUUUGCAUUAAAACUGCUACAAUGUGGUCGGG